UCCUAACUCAUGGUCAAUUCCACUGGACCGUAAAGAGGAAGUACAAGCACUUCCAGGAGUUGCAUCGAGACCUUUACAACCACCGGAUGAUGAUUCACCUUCUGCCUUUGGGAAGAUUUGCCAAGGAGAGGCAGCAGCUGAGGGCCAUGUCUGAGGAAAUGCCCAGCCUACGGGGGACUCAACGGACCAGAAUGACCUCCAGCAAAAUGAAAUACCUUGAAGAGUACCUGAAUGAUCUGCUUGAGAACAGGUUCUGUAGGAAUGACCACAGCAUGCUGGAGUUCCUCUCCGUUGGUGCCCUCUCCUUUGUCACGGAUCUUGGGCCCAAAGGCUUGGAAGGGCCCAUCUUCAAGAGGUCGGGGGGUCACCGCAUUCAAGGUUUGAAUUGCAUCGGCCAUCAUCAGUUCUGCUUCCGCUGGUCACGCCGCUGGCUGGUGGUGAAAGAUUCCUUCUUGAUGUACAUGAACCGAGACAACGGACGCAUCAACUUUGUUUUGCUGUUUGACCCCGAGUUCACUGUGAAAGUGGGCCGUGCUUACACAGACACUAAAUAUGGAGUAUGCAUCGAGAACUUCACUCGGAAUCUGGUCAUCAAAUGCUGUAGCUACCGACAAGCGCACUGGUGGAGUCACGAAAUCAACCGGCUAGCUGCAACCUGCCAUUUUCUCAAAGUGCAACGCUUCGAGGGAUUUGCUCCGCCACGGGACAACACACUAACAAAAUGGUAUGUAAACGGGAGCGGCUACUUUACCGACCUUGCUGACGCUCUUGAGCAAGCAAAAGAGGAAAUCUUUAUCACAGACUGGUGGCUCAGCCCUGAAGUGUUCCUGAAGAGACCAGCUACUGAUAACGUCUGGCGCUUGGAUGAAGUACUCAAACGCAAAGCUGAUCAAGGAGUGAAAGUGUGUGUUUUGCUUUACAAAGAGGUGGAGCUCGCACUUGGCAUCAAUAGUGAGCACAGUAAGAGGACUCUCAUGGAUAUGCACCCAAACAUCAAGGUAAUGAGACAUCCUGACCAUGUGUCGUCGGUGGUGUUCCUUUGGGCUCACCACGAAAAGAUGGUGGCCAUUGACCAAACCGUAGCCUUUGUCGGGGGAAUUGACCUGGCAUUUGGGAGGUGGGAUGACAGCCAGUACCGGCUAACUGACCUCGACUCCACAGACACUGCUGCAAAGGUGACCGAGACCGAGCCACAAGGAGAUCCAGAUUUCCCGCUCACACUAACUGACCAUGUGCACCGGGGAAACGGUUCGGCUGGUCCAAAACCGUCUGAGGAUCAAACUCAGGAGGUUGUGGACUUGACAGGCAACACCAAAUUGUGGCUCGGCAAAGACUACAGCAACUUCAUUUGGAAAGACUGGGUCCAGCUGGACAGACCAUUUGAAGAUAACAUUGACCGUACGAGAGUUCCUCGCAUGCCGUGGCGUGAUCUGUCGGCAGCUCUUCACGGCAGAGCAGCCAGGGAUGUGGCUCGUCACUUCAUCCAGCGCUGGAACUUCACGAAGAUCUUCAAAAACAAGUACAAGGACGAUUUCUACCCCUACCUUCUCCCCAAAUCUCUUUGUUCUGCCGACACACUUUCUUUCACCGUACCUGGGUCCAAGGAGGCCAAAGUGCAGGUGUUACGUUCUGCAGAUCGUUGGUCCGCUGGUACUUGUGAGAACUCAAUCCUCAAUGCCUACAUCCAUACCAUUGAGAGCAGCCAGCACUACAUUUACAUCGAGAACCAGUUCUUCAUCAGCUGUGCUGAUGGCAAGACAGUCCACAAUGGGAUCGGCGAUGCCAUUGUGAACCGAAUCCUGCGUGCGUACAGAGAGCAGAAGAAGUAUAAAGUGUUUGUGGUGAUCCCACUUUUGCCUGGAUUUGAGGGAGACAUCAGUACCGGAGGUGGAAACGCGAUCCAAGCCAUUCUUCACUUCACUUACAGGACUAUAUGCCGGGGAGAACAGUCCAUCCUGUCAAGACUCAGUGAAUUGGAGGACAGGUGGACCGAGUACAUCACAGUCUGUGGCCUGAGAACACAGGCGGAACUCUCCCAGUCGCUUGUCACUGAGCUCGUCUAUGUUCACAGCAAGACCCUCAUCGCAGAUGACCGCUGCUACAUAAUCGGAUCAGCCAACAUCAAUGACCGCAGCAUGCUUGGGGAGCGAGACAGUGAGCUGGCAGUGUUUGUGGAAGAUGAAGAGAGGAUCCCAUCCAUCAUGGGAGGGGAGGACUACGAAGCAGGACCACUGACGCUUGCUCUGCGCAAGGAGUGCUUUAGUGUUCUCGUUGGUGCUGCUUCAGACCCCAGCAUCAAUAUUGAUGAUCCAAUCAGCGAUGACUUGUUCUUCUUGCUGUGGAAUUCUGCCGCCAAGCUCAAUGCCACUAUUUACAACAAGGUCUUCUGCUGCCUCCCGUCUGAUUGCGUCCACAAUAUGCAAGAGCUGAAGGAGUACACCAGCAAGGAGCGCCUCUGUGACACAGACCCCGAAAAGGCCCGGGAAGAGCUCAAGGCGGUCCAAGGACUGCUGGUCCACUUCCCUUUGAAGUUCUUGUGUGAAGAGAACCUGCUGCCUUCGCUGGGCACCAGGGAGGGCAUGGCCCCUGUUGGGCUGUGGACGUAGCUCCGGCGCAGCCCGUUCCGACUACGACCUCACGGCUUAGGGCUCCAUUACAGCUAACAUUCUGUUCACUUAACUGACGGUAAAUGUCGGCGGCCUCUGCAAUUCCAGUGGUAAGGAGAAUCCAACUUUGUAACCUUGUUCACAUUGACCGCUGAAAUGUAGACUUUAUGACUGACACUGAGACUAUUUGAAUGAUAUUAACGGGCCAGUUUCUUUAGCAUCUGCUUUUACUAUGUCCGCAAUUCCUCUCAUGUGAUUUGGUUACACAAUGUACUGUACAUUGAUUGGAGCACUAUGUUUAGGGUCUUUCCUCUUCCUUUCUCUGUCUCCCUCCCUCUGAGGCUUCACCCCUUACGGCAGUGCCAGCAAAUCUGUCAGAAAAUGUGUGGUUGUUAUGGUGAUGGAUACACACACACACACACACACACACACAAAAAAAAGAAAUGCUGGAAAAUAGACUGGGUGAGACAAGUGGGAAUAACAUGUCCAUUCAUGCAAGUGCAAGUUAUUUUUAAAUGUUUUUAUUACGCUGUUUGCAGAUUUCACUUUUACUUGUUUUAAGAUGCUUAUGUCCACCAACUAAAUUGUUGAAUUCAUCUUGUCCAUUCCACCAAACAUCCCUUUCACUUUGACUACAUAAUGAAGCGUUGAUGUUUGAAUUAUUGAACCACUAGAUUCCCAUUUGGACUCCACAAUUCUGUGCCCAGCUGCCUUCCAUGUCAACAGCGUGAUCACUUCAUGUAGGAAGACGUGCUCGUGUGUCCAGUAUGUGCGUUACGUUCAUCAUAACACUGUAAAGUAGUGAGUCGCAUUUGUAGAAUUUCUACGGUCAUGUCAAAACUGUUGCGAUAGACAUUUAGUAUGUCACGGUUACAAUGACGCUGUUCCAAAUAGACUGUCGCUAACGUAUGUAUUUAAUUUUCGAUUUCUGUGAUGAAGCCAUAUGGCAGCAGCAGUGAUAUAUAAAAACACAAUUAUAGUCAGUUAAAACUUGGUGUUGCCAUUUUACUUGGAGACUAUUGUUGACCAAUCUAGAACAUUAUUGCACGUGAACAAAUGCAGUAUUGGUCAAAGAGAAAUGGCACUCGCUGAUUUGGAACACUGUAAUAUUUCCAUCGAGGGUGCACGAUGCAAUGAUGACUUCUUAUUGCAGACAAAUUGUGCUUGUGAUGGAAAUUACUUUUCAAAUGGACAGUACAGUUGUCCUACUGGGAUUUUAGGUCGCCAAUAUCAUAUUUGUCUCAUCUUCUCCAAUGUGUAAAAAUAGUUGAUCCUGCUUUCAAAUAUAUACACAAUAUAAUUUUCACCUUUUGUACUAUUACUAUUGAUAAUGUCGACCCAGAUCGUUCUGCAUUUUCAAGCGUCGUCCUUGGCUAAGAAGGCCAAGAAUGUUCUCAUUUGACUCUGCAACAAGCUGGCAAUGUGUAGUUUUAUUACGUCCAAUACGAAAUUGAUGUGCACAAACCUUUAGCAAAGCCAGCAAUAUUGAACAGACUGCAUAUCAAGUGCCUGAAUCAUGACCAGCAUAAACACAAGUCAAAACCCACCAGUGUCGUUCUGUGUGAAGGACCGCACGGGUUUUUCGGGGCUACAAUGUCUAUCUACAUCUUCCUCGUACUGUACAUGGCUGUGAUGUAAUGACAAAUGACCUUUUAAAAUGUUUGCAUUGCACGAAUUACAUUGUCACGCCCAGAUUUCACAAAUGUAUCACUAAUGCUUUUCUUAUAUAAACUUUACGUAUGUUCAUUUGUACGCUUCGGUCAUUCCUUCCCAAUGAAUUGUGUCACUAAUGCUCAGGGUUUGUGAUGUCUAUUAAAACAAUUAAUAAACCUGCAUUAAA
Molecule: messenger RNA, 4446 nt
Organism: Phycodurus eques (leafy seadragon)
Lineage: Eukaryota; Metazoa; Chordata; Actinopteri; Syngnathiformes; Syngnathidae
Gene: pld2
Product: phospholipase D2
Biological process (GO): phosphatidic acid biosynthetic process; intracellular signal transduction; cell motility
Molecular function (GO): D-type glycerophospholipase activity
Source: RefSeq, a predicted model, not a curated record